GGCUGCUGUAACUCAAACGCGUGGAGAGAGAGAGAGAGUAACAAUAUUAGAUCAAAACAUCUGAUGAAUAAACCAUAAAGACAGAAAGACAGAGGAACCCAAACGAGAAAAUACGAACGGGAGUUUAGCAGCACAGAGCUGAUGAAGCAGACUGUGUGUGGAUCAGAGUCAUGAACAAUCGCUCGAUCGCGCGCUGGCUCACACAGAUCGGUCUGCCGCAGUACACGCGCGUGCUGGAGAAACACACCUACGGCCUCGAGGGUCUGCUAUUAGUAACAGAAGAUGAUCUUAGACAGAUGGGUGUUGAAGAUCUAGAUCACAGAACAACCAUCAUAAAUCAACUACAGAAACAGCAGCAGAGAAUACAGUCUGAGAAAGAGAAUAACUCCGCAGUAAUGACUGGCACUGUGAGCCGUAAGUGCUCUCUGUCCUCACCUCUUGACCUGGUCAAACCCACCACUGACCUCUUCCGUCACAGCAUUGUGCCGCGGCUGCGUCGCCGUGACAACCACAGAGUCUCCGCCUCCUGCCUCCAGCUCCCAUCCCACACCUGUGACGAAGACCACGCCCCCUUCACCAAACACAAAAUCAGCAGGAGGAAGAGUGUGUCGGCCUUCAUCAGUCAGGUGUUCUCAGGCCUGAAGGACAUGGACUCUCUGAAGAAGGAGCUGGAGGAGGAACUCAAACUCAGCACUUAAGAACUGAGGAUCCAAGCAUUCAAUCACGGCACCACGCACCGCUACAUCUCUAUGUGUGCAGCGGAGCAGUUGUUGAGUAGAGACGGGGAGUUUCUGGUGCGUGACUCCAGCUCCAGCACGGGUGAAUACGUCCUGAGUUGCAUGUGGAAAAAUCAGCCCAUGCACUUCAAAAUCAUACGUGUCGUGCUGCGACCCAAACAGGGUUACACCCGGGAGCUCUUUCAGUUUGAGAAUGAUCAGUUCGAUAAUAUUCCAUCGUUAAUUCGCUUUCACGUCGGCGGACGGCGUCCCAUCUCACAUUCCACCGGCGCUAUCAUCUUUCAGCCAAUCACGCGCACUCUGCCUCUACGCAUCAUCAGCGAGCGCCAGGCUGCGAGGUCAUCGAGCUCCUCCCUCCUGUCACGAGGUCAGAGCAAGAGGCGGAGCCUGAGCUCCUCUCAGAGAGAGACACUGCAGAUCAACAGCAACAACCUGCUCAGGAGUGGCAGUCAGCCUGCUAAUCUGGAGACAGUUGGGAGACCAUCACUACAGUCCGCUCAAUCUGACAGCAACCUCCGCACAGGUGUCCCACAGAGCUGUCUGUCACAGGACUCCAGCCACGCCCCCGUCUCCCCGGUGUUCCGCACAGGAAGUGAGCCUGUCCUAAGCCCAGCCGCUUCCUGUGCCACUCCGCCCAGCCAGUCAAGUCUCGGUGGCUGUCCUCUGCGUGGUUCUGAUGGACAGCUGCAUUCACGUGCACCUCCCAAACCGCUGCGGAUCUCCAUCGUCUUCACCCCGACUCAAGCUGAUGCUGGUCCGGAGCCUGUUUCCACCGGCCUCUAUGGUGAGCUGGUGCCACAGGUCCCCAUCACCAUGUUGCCCAAAGGUCACGCUGCACGUCUCCGCGCUCAGGAGCGAUGGACCAGUCGCGCGCGUCUCACCGAGACCAGCUUUGGCUUCCUGGAGGCGCAGAAGCUGGAGGAGGAGCACAGGGUGAGCGAGAGCAUCGAGGAGGAGGAGCAUGAUUGGCAUUUUGAGCGGCCGCAGACUGAGACCACAUCAUGUUUCCGUCUGGAUGAGUUCCGCUCGCUCAUGCUGCCAGACAACAACCGUCCGCUGGAUCAGAGUGUCCUGCUGAAGGUCAAAGAGCUGCUGACGCACACCGACGCCAGGACCACCGCACUGCACAUGCUCAGCAUCAACUGCCAGGUGGCUCGGGUCACAGGUGUGACGGUGGAGCAGAAGAGGAUCAUGGGAGUGGAAACCGGUCUGGAGCUGAUCACACUGCCACACGGAGGCCAGCUCAGACAGGACCUGCUGGAGAGGCAUCACACUCUGGCUCUGGGCGUGGCGGUGGAUCUUCUGGGCUGUACUGGGACAGUUGGUCAGCGGGCGACGGUGCUGCACAGGAUCAUCCAGCUGGCGCAGGAGCUGCGCAACACCACACACGACCUGUACGCCUUCUCCGCCGUCAUGAAAGCGCUGGAGCUGCCGCAGGUGGUGAGGUUGGAGAUGACGUGGAGAGCGCUAAGACGUAAUCACACCGACAGCGCCGUGACGUUCGAGAAGAGUCUCAAACCCUUCAUGAAAUCCCUCAAUGAGGGUGAGGGUGACGAUGCCGUGGUGUCGGGGCCGCUGUCUCUGCCGCACAUGGUGCCACUGCUGAGGCUGAUGGAGGGCGAAGACAGCGUGGAAUCCACCGACAGAGGCUGCCAGCUGCUCUACAACCUGCUGCAGUCGGCACGCAACACCGCGCUACAUGCUAAUGACUGCACACAACACGCUCACGGCCUGCUCUCCGCUGGAUGGGAGCCAAUCCCGGAGAUGCUGGAGAUGUUUCAGACAGAGUUUGCCCUUCGGCUCUUCUGGGGACAAAUGGGCGCCAAGGCCGACCGCAAGGAGCGCUAUGCCAAAUUCGACAGAAUCCUCACGGUCCUCUCCAACAAACUGGAACCAGACGGGAGCUCUGAGGUUUGACCUCAUCAGCGUCCUCUGCUGGCGGUUGAUGACAUGGCCUUCUGAACGAUCCCACAUCUGAGUUUAAUAUUACUGUCAUUUAUUGAGUGAUUACAAUAACUGUUCAUAAAGACCAGAAAGAUUCUCCAAGCUAAAGCACCAUGAAAUGAUAAAGGACUUUCAGACAUGAUGCUGUUGUAAAGAUGAAGUGUGUCGAUUCUCUGACACUAGUGGCACAUGUGGUUGUUUCCAAACCGUCUUUUAUAAGAUUGUUGUUGACACUUCAAUGACACACUUCACAUUCAGUUUGUUUACAGUGAUGAUGAUGAUGAUGAUGACGACGUUUUAAAGCUGUGAUUGUUCACACUUGAGUAAUAUGCCAAAUCGAUUUGGUUAAUUUCAGAGACAUGCUUUCCCUCACCUGAAACUUUUUGUGACAGUUUAUAUGGAAAGAAUAUAUUUUAGUUUUUUAAUGAUUAAAAUGUUAAUUAAUAUAUCAAACCGAGUCUGUUUAGUUCACAUUUAACAUGAAAUGUCAUCGCAACCUGAUUUACUUUCAAAUUAUUGUCAGGAUCAGGUAAACAGCAUAUUCAAUGAGUUGAAAAGGCAGGAUGGGACUGAAUGAAGCAUGAAAAAAGUGAAAAAAUAAGCAAAAAUAUAAGGGAAAUAAUAAUAUAAUAAUAAAAAAUAAUAAUAAUAGCAAUGGAGCUAGUUAAUACAUUUUGGUGUAAUAAAAAUGUAAUGUGCACCAAUGCAUUCACACACAAGGAUGCCCUGGAAAAUGUACUAAAGUAAAUAGAGUGAAUUUUGUGUCACUUUAAAUGAAAAUAUUGUCAGAUUGUUUAAUAACUGUUGUGUGCAGCCAGCAGAGGGAGACAAACACCAAAACACAUCUGAAUUCUACAAACUCACCUUCAUGUCUGAUCUGAAGCCUGUACCAAUAAACAAGAUAUUAGUACCA
Messenger RNA from Cyprinus carpio (common carp), 3594 nucleotides. RefSeq names its product breast cancer anti-estrogen resistance protein 3 homolog. Gene Ontology annotation, biological process: small GTPase-mediated signal transduction; positive regulation of peptidyl-serine phosphorylation. The record is from RefSeq and is a predicted model, not a curated record. NCBI's taxonomy places the organism in Eukaryota, Metazoa, Chordata, Actinopteri, Cypriniformes, Cyprinidae. The transcript is spliced from 16 exons. Gene Ontology annotation, molecular function: guanyl-nucleotide exchange factor activity; phosphotyrosine residue binding.